Talaromyces amestolkiae is the source of this 2214-nucleotide messenger RNA. RefSeq lists its product as uncharacterized. Gene Ontology annotation, molecular function: protein binding. The transcript is spliced from 6 exons. NCBI's taxonomy places the organism in Eukaryota, Fungi, Ascomycota, Eurotiomycetes, Eurotiales, Trichocomaceae. Gene Ontology annotation, biological process: regulation of actin filament polymerization. The coding region runs from base 1 to 2214 and encodes 737 amino acids. The record is from RefSeq and is a predicted model, not a curated record.
AUGGCCGAGGUCAAUGUCAACCCUCAAUUCGGGGCGGAAUUGAAGGAUGCGUUMAAGCCGGUAAACUCGUGGGUUUCGAACGGAAUCGCGUGGCUAGAUGAUAUACAACAAUUUUACCGCGAAAGAAGCGCAAUUGAACGAGAAUAUGCGUCUAAACUAUCGGCAUUGUGCAAGAAAUAUUCGGAGCGCAAAUCGAAGAAGAUCAGUAGCCUCAGUGUGGGAGACACACCGACGAUGACACCCGGAUCGCUCGAAUCGGCGUCGUUGACAACUUGGUCUACACAAUUGACUACGGUGGAAUCGCACGCAGCUGUUCGCGACAAGUUCGGUCUCGACCUUAUUUCCCAUGUAGCCGAUCCGCUGAAAAACAUAUCAGCUCGAUACGAGGAACUGCGCAAAAGCCAUGUGGAAUAUCAUGGCAAGUUAGAAAAGGAACGAGAAUCGCAACUUAGUGAGCUGAAGAAAGUCAAGGGAAAAUACGAUGGGGUCUGUCAGGAGGUGGAAAAUCGCCGCAAAAAGACCGAAUCCUCGUUCGAUUAUAAUAAGACAAAGGCACAGACUGCCUAUCAACAGCAGCUUUUAGAGAUGAGCAAUUCCAAAAAUACAUAUAUUAUCAAUAUCCACGUGGCGAAUAAGCUGAAAAAUCAAUUCUACCAUGAAUACGUCCCCGAAGUACUCGACAGCCUGGGAGACCUGAAUGAAACUCGUGUUCAAAAGCUGAACUCUUUCUGGUCACUUGCAGCGCAGUUAGAAAAGGGAGCCUCGACGCAAAGUACUGAACUAAUGACCCAUCUUGAGAACGAAAUUCCGCGGAAUAACCCUAAACUCGACUCACUAAUGUUCCUUCAGCAUAACGCAUCUCAGAGUCAGGAGCCGCCUAAUUUGACGUUCGAGCCAAGUCCUGUAUGGCACGAUGACGAUCAGAUGAUUACGGACGAGUCUGCAAAAGUGUUUUUGCGUAACAUGCUCAUGAAAAGCAAGAGUCAGGUCAGAGAGCUGAAAGCAGAGGCAGAAAAGCAACAACGAGAAGUCGAAAGCGCCAAGCGCAUUCGAGAUAACGUAAGGCAAGGAAAAGACAAGCGAGAUGAGGUCGAUGUUGUAAAAGCGAUCUUCAACUUGCAAGAAAAACUGCACGAGACCGAGCGGAAGAAAAUGACAGCAGAGGUUGAAACUCUAACAAUCUUGGCUGUGGUUGGCGAUCUGUCACUAGGAGCCAAGAACCAUAACUUUAGAUCCCAAACUUUCAAAAUUCCAACAAAUUGUGAUCUUUGCGGCGAAAGAAUAUGGGGCUUGUCCGCAAAAGGAUUCGACUGCGUUGAUUGUGGAUAUACAUGCCACAGCAAGUGUCAAAUGAAGGUGCCAGCAGAGUGUCCUGGUGAGCAGACGAAGGAGGAAAAAAAGAAGUUGAAGGCCGAACGUCAGGAGCAAGCCCAAUCCGCCCCUGCUGUAUCAGAGCAUGCGCCGUCCAACGGAAACAACGGAACGGUAGCAGAUAUGCCAGCCCUGACUCGCAGGGAUACGAUGAACUCUUUGAGUUCGGGAUACGCACACAGUGCCCAUCGAUCCGUAUCUGGGUCGAUAUCGUCUUCAAAACCGUCAGGCGAAGAACCCGCUGAAUUGAGUGCUGCACCACCUAGAUCUUCUACAUCGACCACGAAACGCAACCGGAUUCUAGCGCCACCUCCUACGCAAUACGCCACCCCGCCUGUGGCUGCCGAGGCUCCGACAUCGAAAAAGAACGAGCAAAGGGGGAAGAUGGUCUAUGGGUAUCAAGCAACUGGUGAUGGAGAGGUGACGGUAAGUGAAGGGCAGGAAAUUCUUGUGUUGGAGCCUGAUGAUGGCUCUGGUUGGAUGCGUGUCAAGGCAGGCUCGCAGGAAGGACUAGUACCGUCUGCAUACGCCGAGCUUGCGCCUGCACCAUCCCCAGCACUGACGGAGCGGCCUGCAUCAACCUACUCAAACUCUUCAGCUUCGUUGGCCGGUAGCACAACAGCGAAGAAAGUAGGACCAGCCGUAGCACCUCGACGCGGAGCAAAGAAACUGCAAUACGUCGAAGCUCUAUACGACUACGAAGCACGCUCAGAUGCUGAGCAUAACAUGUCUGAGGGUGACCGGUUCGUCUUGGUCACUAAGGAUAGUGGUGAUGGGUGGGCAGAAGUUGAGAAGGGAGGUCAAGUCAAGAGUGUGCCGGCAAAUUACAUUCAGGAGGUUUAG